CGGAGAAUAUUUGCUCAAAGAAGAGCCGCUACAAGCAGCGACUACUGGCCCGCCACCAUACCUUCAUUGGUCGGAAGUGGAUUCAGUCGCUCCCGAAGGCGCUGACCGCACCCACACUCUACCUUUGUCCAAAGCAGUGCCCGCGUCAAGGCUGCGCUGUGUAGUUGUAACUCCUUCGAUCCCUGUUGGUUGAUUGGUUUCGUGGCAGCCAGACAACGGCCUCUGAGUGAAACCCCGCACGCUGCAACCUCAUCACCACCAUCAUGGCGGGAAAGGCUGUGUUGUUGGUGGUUGUGCUGGCUGUGCUGUCGUGUGUGCCGCACAAUGCAAGGACUGCUGCCAUGCCCGACUUUGACCAGAUCAAGGCCACCUUGCACGGGCAGAUCAUGGCUGACGCAGAGUCCAUGCUUCCUCCGCCAACGUCGACUUCGACCACAACGACCACAACGACUAGCACAACGACGAGUGCAUAUCCGAGCAUGGACAGUGAAAACAGAGUCCUCCUGCGCGGGCGACGGACCCUUGAGGAUAUCGUGUCCAUUGAGAAGCUCGAGCCUGUGCGCCGGUAUGUCCCUGCAUCACGGCUGACGGACUUUGUCAACGUGGACAGCGUCGCCGACUUCUUUCCCACGACACGCGCACAGGACUUCACCUUCUUCAGGCUCACAAACGCCAACGCCGGCAACGCAUCCACCAUUCUCAACACCGACGUGCCUCGCAAUGCGUGCAUUGCCGUUGCAUCGGCAGAGAGGUGCGUCGACAGCACGUGCACAAGUCUCAGCAAAAACGACGUCCCGCAGCGCGUGUACUCGUGGCAGCCCGUGACCCAGGCAUGGACAGACGCAGGUCCCGGUGCUGCUGUUGAGGCGGGCACGGGCGUCAUCACCGGGAACGGCAUCGUUGGUCUGACACACUUCUCGCCUGACAAGGAGCAAGACAUGAUCAUUCCCGCGUCCUUCUCCAGCGAUAUCACCAGCACCAACUUCAGGCCGUUUGAGCAGUGCGGCGACGUUUGGCGUUACCAGGGCGAGGGCCAGGGGUACCACAAGUACCUCGACUGCGCAUGGACGACCCACGGUGCGCGCCACGUGGAGCACUUCGCCAUCAAUGGAGAGCACUUCAUUCUGCAGACGAACAUGGUCAAGCGCCAAUACUUCCUGGGGCAGGUGGUCAGUGAGACCUUCACGAGUGUGCCCAACUUCAUCCUGAAAUGGAGCGCACGCACGACGGACAACCAGGGCCAGGAGCAGCAGCAUGGCUUCUUCCUCACGGGCGGGGAGCAGACCAACGGUACCCUAUCACCAGACGAUGCGGCGUACAACGAGAACAUCGGCAACAACGGUGCCAACGUGUGGCAGGUUUUCGGGUCCCUCUCUGGCGUUGUCCAUGCCAAGGUGUUUGAUAUUCGCGGAGAAACGUUCUUGGCCUUUGCGGAGUACGUCUCCGACAAAGCGUGCACGUCCUUGGACGCGCAAUCCGUCUUUCCCUCUUGCUGGGACGUGGAGAUUUCGUCGCACGUCUUCAAGUACGACCCUCGCAGCGACAACCCGCGAGGCGACUGCAUCGCACCAGGCAACCCGGCAGGCUGCCAGGAGUUCCAGGGCGAGUUCAAGCCGUACCAAACGCUGCGCACGGUGGGCGCCAGGCACAUUGAGGCGUUUUCCGUCUCAACCACGGGCAGCGUGCAGCACUUCCUUGCCGUUGCCGAGAGCCACGACAACGGCCUGGAGACGGCCUCCUCCACAAUCUACCGCUGGAACGGAUACCGCUUUGGCGUGUUCCAGAAGCUCGACACGCUGUUUGCGGAGAAGUUUGAGUUCUUUGAGAUUGAGGGGCAGGCGCACCUCGCCGUCACCAACCGCGGCUGCCCGCCAUUGGAGCGCAACACCUCCUUUGCCGCCUGCGGCACUGCGGACUCAGCCAACGUCGGGCGCACGCAAGUGUACUACUACGACGUGUUCACGGACGAAUUCCGCCUGCUCAAGGAGACAGCGGAGCUGGGCGAGCUGCACGCGUACGGCAGCAGCACGAACGAGGACGGUGCCCUGGUGCUGGAGAACGGAGGGCAGGGCCCAGUCGGCCUGGCCGUGUUCCAGCUUCCCCGCUUCGAGCUUGUUCGCUUCACGGAGACGGUCACCUACGUUGCCGUGGCCAACGCGCGCAUCCUCGAGACCAAUACGGUCGGCUCGUGCCCCAACACCUCGCCCGUGCUGUGCUCCCGGCCGGAAAACCUCUUUCGUCUCCGGUCCACGGUCACCAUGGGCAUCGCCAACUCUGUCACGCAGGUGUCGCAGCAGGCUGUGGAGACGGAGCUGCAGCUCAGCGCCCUGGCCACGCAGGUCAACGGCGGUGAAGGCCUAACAUCCUCUCUUGUGCGGGAGUAUGGCCUGGAUCUCCGCCUCUACGGUGCCUCCAGCUCAGUGGACGUCAAUAUUGGCGGCGAGCAAUAUGUCAUUGUUGGAUUUGAGGAGGCGUACAUGACUGCAGAGGAAUGCGUGGACAUGUACGUGAACCGCAGCAGCCCUGCAUACGCCUGCGGGCACCUGAAUACUGACUCCUCCAUUGCUACGGAAGCGCAGUGCGCGUCCACCUGCGACCAGUCCUCCAGCACUUACGACCCUGUCGUCCGCAACCACCGCACGGAGACAAUUGUCUUCCGCGUUGCGCGCGGCACCACCCGUCCACGCCUCCAGGAGGUGCAGCGGCUUCCCUCGCUUGGCGUCUCUGCCCUCCACGUGUUCCAGACAGAGGCCAAUGUCACACAGGAGGUGUUUGAUGCCUGCGCAUCAGCCAUGAACCCUGCAGACUGCAUUGAUGCCGCCACCGCGGGUACGGGCGGCGAGACGGUGCUGGCUGUCGUGAACGCCAAGUCCACCUGCGAGCACAGCCUCGUGGAUGAUGCGCCAUUGUCGCCCGACCCGGCCAAGGCCGUUACCCUGUACGUGUUCAGCACGUCCUCCAAGAAGUUUGUUGAGCGGGGCAGGGUGCACACCAUGUGCGAGCCAGCCAGCAUCACGACGUUCACCACGGAGUGCCAGCGCACGUCUGGUACGCACUUCGCCGCCCCAGCGUGUGCGCAGUACAUGGCGCUUGCGGAGGACUGCACCGCGUACAACGAGUACCUUGUGGCCAGGGGCCAGAACGACACUGACCACUUGAUCCCCGGAAACCACCGAAUCAGCUUCCACCGCCUCAUGGAGCACGGCACUCUCACAUACAUGCACUGCCAGCCGUACCCCGACCCUGGCGACGAGCGCAACCACGCCGAAUCCCCCUGCUACCAGAGCCCAGACAGGUUCCGCCAAGCGGGCGUUGCGGAUGCUGGCGACGAGCACGCCUACGACUUCCCUGACCUGCUGCCAACAUCUGCUGUGCUUGGGCAGGACAUUACGGAAGACGGAACAGGGUACUUCCCACGACUGCGCGCCACGCCAGUUGCCAGCAUCACCGCCGGCAUCUCCAGGGCCCGCAAAAACAUCUUCUACCGCAAUGACCGUGGCACGGAGGAAGCCAUCCCCGUCAACGACUUGGACGGGCAGAGCAUGUCACCGUACUGGCUCAACGGCCGCAAGCGGUUUGAAGUGCUGCUGAGCGUGUCGUACGACCGCCGCCGCGCCGCACCGCAGGUGUUCGGGCUUCGGGCGCUGCAUCCCCGCAGCAGAGCUUGUGCAGGCCGACACGCCACAACGCCACGACGCCGGGCCUUUGAGGUGGCCCAGGCCAUGAGUGGAGCCAUCACCUCUGGCGGCACGCAGUCGGUCUUCUUUGAGCGCCAGACCCUGGACGGGAGCACGAGAUCUUACGCCGUGUUCGCGGAGCGACACACGCGCACCACGACAGACACGGACGCAGAUGCGCCGGCCGGCUACCUGUCCUCUGUGUACGUUGACAGCGCUUGCCACGAGUACACCAAGUUUGAUUCGACAGACCCGGAUGUGUCCUCCGGCGGCAUCUUUGCUCCAGCCGUGGACAUUUUGCCCGGGGUCACACUGCCGGCCAACGACACGGAGUGGUGCCCGUACUCCACACAUGUGGACCACUUCCUUGCAUGGGAGGCGUUUGAGAACCACUACCAUCCUGUGUCCCCGUGCAAGGGACGCAGCUACAACCCCGAUGGCCCCACGUAUGGCGUCUACCAGCGCUUCUACAACCGCCUGCCGCCAGCCAGCAUCCGCGCCCCUUUGUCCGAGACGGUGACCGCCACACCCCGCGCGGGCUUUGCCUACCCUCGGUUGCCCGAUGAGGUGCAGAUCCUGCCCUCCUUCCAGUUUAGCACGGCCGACUACGUGGAGCUCUUCAACCGAAAGGACGAGGUGAUGGGCAAGCUGCAGGACUUGGCCACGUAUCAGGCCAAUGCUGUUGAGGCAGUGGAGGUGUGUGGCAGCUCGAGCCAGCUCUGGCUUGUGUUUGGCAACGACGGCUGGGAUGUGCAGUACAACAGCGAGGGGCUCCCUGUUGGCGGCAUCACGCCGCCCGUGCAGAAGCGGUACCUGUAUCGGUGGAACGAGAACUACGCCGUUGCGUCGGACGGGCGCACGUGCUCUGCCGCCGCGGCUCGCGAGGAGCUUGCCCUGUACGGCACCGCUUAUGCGCAGCUGGGCUGCUUCGAGGCCGUCGAGCUCUCUGUGCCCGUCAACUCGGGGCGCGCCAUUGCUGUGAGCAUGUUCUCUGCCUACGGCUGGCUGGUUAUGCUGCAGAUCAACGCGGCCGAGGGCCAGGCGGAGGACCCGGCACCUGCUUUGUGCAAGGCGGACACGACCGCGAACUCACCUGCAGGCGUCAGCUCCUACAGCGCAGUUGUGGACCUUGCGACUUACGGCGGCUCCUCGUGCCGUGUGCACGUGCAGGAGGAAGCGGCCACCAUCACACGCCUGGAGCUUGAGGAUCGCGUGGCAGAGACGGUGUCGCAGACGAUGAAUGCAAUUGCAGAGGUCAUGCAAGUUGCUCUCAACAGCACAGCGCCCCUCAACUACACGGCGCUUGACGAACGCUACGUCACCCUCAACACCGACCAGGAGAUUACGGGCACGAAAACGUUCUCGGUGCUGUCGGCGGACGCAGCCAUCAUCUCCAACGACCUCGCAGUGGAGGGUGAGCUGGAUGUCGCGGGAACAGCAACGAUUGGCGAGAACUUGGACGUCUUUGGCACUGUGGACGGUGUUGAUGUGAGCGUGUUCAAUGAGCAGGUGCGGGUUGACGCCGAGGACACGGCAUUGAAACUGCUUGAGCUGACUGAGCUCAGUUGUACCCUCAGCGCUGACGUAGACAGCCUUAACAGCAACGUCUUUGGUACAUCGGCCGCCGGUGCAGUGCAGUGUGUGGGCGUGGUGAAGGAGACGCAGUGCUACCCAAAGGAUUCGCUCAAGACUGAUGGGUUUGGGGGCCUGUUUGCGGACGUUAGGCGUGUUGUGGAGGGCCAGCUCGCGCCGCUGGCGUUGAACGUCGAGGUGGACAGCGUGCGCAUGUUCCCGAAGAACACGCGAGCGUACCUUGUUCUGAAGGCGUUUUCGGCGAGCAACUUGACGGCGGCGCAGGCGGCCGUUGACUUGGCGACAUACUUCUCCCCACUGUACUGCCAAGCUGACACGAGCGCAAGCGCACAGGUCGGAUACACGCUCGUCACACAAGCCGUGCGCUUCGUGCUUGUGUCGUGUGAUCUGUGGAGCCAGGACGUGCUGAACGAGCUCAAACUGGCGCUCGUGACGUCGCUAUCUGAGUACGCCGUGCGGGCGACGGACAUCGACACGCCAACCAUUGUGUGCAACACAGAUGGGUCGUCACGUCUUGACGUGCAAGUGAAGGCCGCCAACGCCUACUCUGCCGAUGUUGCUGCUGCCCUCGACUCUCAACCAUUGUGGACGGACACAUACCUGUCGCUGGUGCAAGCGCUCCCUUCCUUGUUCGCCAACGUUGCGGACGUUGUUGAGUACAGCCUUGACAACUACGCGCCACCAGACUCGGCCAUCACGACGUCUGACGACGACUUCUCAGGGGACAUCAUGCCCUAAGCGUCAUGCACCCACAAGCCACGCUCCUCUUCACCAUUUGUUCUGCCAUGAAGGCUGGCGUUGCUGUCGACAGAGUGCAUGUGUACUAGUGGGCGAGUGAGUAAGUAUGUGUGUGAGUGAGAGUGUGUGUGUGCGUGUGUGUGGCGAUCACUUGCAAGCAUGUACAUAGGUGCAGGUGUGGUUGUUUUUGCCUUAUCCUUCCGCGUUUGCUUUGUUCGUGUUAGCUCACUGUGGACGAGGUUACGUGUGUGUGCAUGUGCGCAAAUGCGUUUGUUUGCGUGAGGGAAGGAGAGAGUGAACUGCUCUGUAUUAAGAGAGAGUGUGUGCGUACGUGUGUGACUUUGAACGACCGCGUUGCGGGGGGGGGGGCAGUGGGGGUGGGUGUGUUGAUAUCGGAUGUGCAGAACAGAUAGGGUGACUGUUUACUUGUAAUCGCAUGUGCACAGUGAUGGUGUGAUGGUACACAAUUCAAGCACUAAACCAAGAUGAUCAGAA
Molecule: messenger RNA, 6503 nt
Organism: Salpingoeca rosetta
Lineage: Eukaryota; Choanoflagellata; Craspedida; Salpingoecidae
Exons: 5
Coding region: 264-6008 (1914 amino acids)
Biological process (GO): signal transduction
Source: RefSeq, a predicted model, not a curated record